This is a messenger RNA of Neospora caninum, 690 nucleotides long. RefSeq names its product putative GTP-binding protein. The transcript is spliced from 9 exons. The record is from RefSeq and is a predicted model, not a curated record. NCBI's taxonomy places the organism in Eukaryota, Apicomplexa, Conoidasida, Eucoccidiorida, Sarcocystidae. Gene Ontology annotation, molecular function: GTP binding; GTPase activity. Bases 1 to 690 code for a protein of 229 amino acids.
AUGGGAUGCACCACUAGCUCCUCGGCGGCGUCGGCAGGAGAGUCGCAACUCCGCAUGGCCAACGCCGGCUCUCUCGACGACGGCUUCUCCGAGAGACUAAAUCUGGAGGCGAAGAUCGUUCUGCUGGGAGACAGCGGAGUGGGGAAGAGCAGCCUCGCUUUGCGCUUCUGCCGAGGCCGUUUCCCACAGUACCACGAAGUAACGAUAGGCGCUGCGUUCCUGCAACAGACCGUCAAAGUUGCCAAUGAUGGUAGUCAAUUGAAACUUUACAUUUGGGACACCGGAGGCCAAGAACGCUUUCGCGCGAUGGCGCCUCUUUACUAUCGCGACGCUGCGGGAGCCGUCGUGGUCUACGAUGUCACAAACCUUUCGUCGAUGGACGCCGUGCGCUUCUGGGUAGAGGAACUGAAGCAACGGGGCCCGCAGAAUUGCCGCAUCGCCGUGGCAGCGAACAAGAGCGACUCGAUUGAACCACAAACGGAUUCUGAACUCGCGACUCCCCCAGAAGGAGAAACGAAAGCUGUCGACGCCGAAGCCGAACGGCGAGCGGAAAUGAAGAAAUACUGUGCUGCCGAGGGAAUGCUCUUCGUUGAGUGUUCCGCGAAGACGGGCUACAACGUUGGACUCCUCUUUGAACAACUUGCCAAGGAAGUUUUCGAACAGUUGAAGCAGAGCAUGAUGGAUUUGUGA